CAAACACACUCAACACCGCUACUCUGCAUCAAAGGUGAUAUACCUCAUCUGCUACCAAAUCCAAGAGAAGGAGGGAGAACAAGAACACCUUCUCUAGCCAUUCCUCUGCGCUCUGACUGCGAGGUCUUGGCUGCAAACUACACUGGUCUGCCUGCUUAGUGGCCAGCUUUGGGAACAAUAAAAGAGAAUGGACAUACUAGAGGGCGAAGUUUUUCACUCCGUGUUCAACCGCAAGGUAAGCCGAUACGGAGAAGACAAGGUCAGAAAACGCGGACCAAGCCUCCGUGCAUACGAGCCAGAAACCAUGAAGUUCAUUGCCGAGCACACGAAAAUUCCCGUCCCCAAGGUGUACGACACCGACUGGCAAGACGGCCAUUUGACGGCCAUCAUCAUGGAGUACAUUCCAGGUAAGAGGCUCGAUAAAAUCUGGGACACUUUGAGCAAAGAGCAAAAGAUGGCCAUUGCCCAAGAGCUCAAGGGGUACAUGGCUCAACUGCGCGACCUCAAAGGCACCUACAUUGGGGCCCUCGACCGGGGAAAGGCCUUGAUCGGAAACAAGAAGCCGCUCGAAUGCGGCCCCUUUGAGACUGAGCGCGAGUUUAACAGGUUCAUUCUCGAGGAUAUUGCCUCUACGACGCCUGAAAUGAUUCAAAAGUAUGCAAGGCACGCCCUGUUUCACGGUCACAAGAUUGUCUUCACCCAUGGCGACUUGACUCCUCGCAACAUCCUCAUUGACGAAGAAAAGUUCAAGGUCACGGCCAUUUUGGACUGGGAGGAGAGCGGGUGGUACCCGGAGUAUUGGGAAUACACCAAGGCGUUUCACCACCUGCAGCCUAUGUUGGACUGGCCAGAUUACCUCGAGGUUAUUUUCCCGCCCCAGUUCCAGAGGGAGUAUAUUGGCAUGUCCUUCAUGAACUCUAUCAUGUAUCACUAGCGGGAACGUGAUGCGGUUGGUAGGCAAGCAGGCGCGCAAGCGAGAGAGAUUUCUAUCCCUUUUCCUUUUCCUUUCCUUUCCUCUUUUUUGUUGUUUAUUCGGGACAACCAUACCAGAUUGAUCGAUGGAUGCUUGAUACUGCAAGGAAUUUGUUCUGCAAAUCCAUUUGGAUAUAUAUUAUAAUUUGAAUUGUCGCCUUCUGGCGUAUUUUCAGCCAACGUC
Messenger RNA from Trichoderma virens Gv29-8, 1156 nucleotides. RefSeq lists its product as uncharacterized. The transcript has 3 exons. Gene Ontology annotation, molecular function: protein kinase activity. Lineage: Eukaryota; Fungi; Ascomycota; Sordariomycetes; Hypocreales; Hypocreaceae. Gene Ontology annotation, biological process: protein phosphorylation. Bases 188 to 934 code for a protein of 248 amino acids. The record is from RefSeq and is a predicted model, not a curated record.